This is a messenger RNA of Helobdella robusta, 933 nucleotides long. RefSeq lists its product as hypothetical. Gene Ontology annotation, biological process: spindle organization; mitotic cell cycle; establishment of meiotic spindle localization. The transcript has 9 exons. Gene Ontology annotation, molecular function: protein binding. NCBI's taxonomy places the organism in Eukaryota, Metazoa, Annelida, Clitellata, Rhynchobdellida, Glossiphoniidae. The record is from RefSeq and is a predicted model, not a curated record. Gene Ontology annotation, cellular component: spindle pole. Bases 1 to 933 code for a protein of 310 amino acids.
AUGAAGGAUUGGAUAGAUUUGAAGUUAUCGCAAGAUUUGUUCAUUGAUGAGAUCUAUGAGAGGGUUCAGAUAGCCGAAUACUACAGGAAAAACGAGUACGACAAAUGUGUCAAGAUACAAGCCUGGUUCCGUGGUAUCAAAGUCAGAGCUUAUUUGAAAUAUUUGAAUAGAUGUGCUCUGAAAAUUCAAAAAGUCUGGAAGGGUAGCCGGGAUAGGGAGAGAGUAACUGAAAUGAGAGUUAUCCAGAAAAUAUGGCGGGGAUAUUACUCAAGAAGAUGUAGAUUUAAUGUUGCCGAGAGGAAGAAAUACUUGAACGAGAUUCAACGUAAGAAUUCGCUUAUCAGACAGGAACAAUUUGAGAAAGCUCAGGAACUGGAGGAAAAGAUGAGGAUGAAGAUAGCGAGAGAUGACGUCAUACUGUUACAAAAUUACGUGGAAAAAAACCACUACCUCUUGUCAACCCAAUCAAUCCCUGGAGUAUACAACAACCCGUACAAAUUGGCACCGGAUUGCUUAGAAUUCAAAUUGAGAGAAGUGAGAGUUAGUCCGAAGUUCAGGCGCUACAAAGAAAGAGCCGUCAGCAACUUCGCGAUCUCAUCAACCAUGCCGUACCAACAGAAGUCACAACACUUGCCACCGAAACUUCAGGGUCCAUUUAAAUUGCCCCACCUGGUCCACCAGCAAAAAACAAAGCCACUGUCACUGUCUUUGAUAGCUGAAAGUGAAUACGACUCGGUCGAAAAGUGCCGGGAACGCAUGAAGAUUGACGAUAUGGUGAAGAGAAUUUGCGAUAGAGAUUUUAUUACGUAUGCCAAGCCAGAACCAGCCUGCAACAUACCAUCCAUAUUCCUUCCGCACGUGUCUGCUACUGAUAGGAUAGUUCGGAACUGUUUGACUAAGAAUUUUAAGCCUACCUUUCCGCCGAUAAAGUGA